AUGGGAUUUCUUCCAAUUCCUAAUAUGCCUUGCAACUCCGAUGAUCGAGAUUCUGAUCAAUCACGAUCUAGUAAUCUUGGUUCAAAUUCUUCGUCUUUUAAUUCUUCCCUCUACUCCCAAUAUAGUUUACCAUCCGUUCCUUCUCUAACGCCCUCGACUCAACAAGUUGAACACCCCGCCGUGGCCUACCACCGCCACCUAGCAACCCUCAACGGCCCCUCCUAUGUUUUUUCCCUCGCCCUAGCUGGAAAACACCUCUAUAGCGGCUGUUCCAACAGCGAAAUCCGCGUAUGGAGCUCUGAUCCGUCCUCCUCGCCCAAAAAUCCGUCCUAUGAUACAGUUGGGGAAGGAUACAGUGCUGUUAAGUCCAUACUAAUCUUGGGUGAUAAGCUGUUUAGUGCUCAUCAAGAUCACAAAAUUCGGGUAUGGAAAAUUGAUCAAAUCACAACCCAUCAAAAGUACAAGUGUAUCGCAACAUUACCAACGGUUAAUGAUCGUUGCGUAAGAUUAUUUUCUGCCAAGAAUUAUGUACAAGUUCGUAGACACAAGAUAUCCACUUGGGUCCAUCAUGUGGAUGCAAUAUCAGCACUGGCUUUAUCGAGAGAUGGAUCUUUACUGUAUUCCGCUUCUUGGGAUCGAACAUUCAAAGUAUGGAAAACCUCGAAUUUCGAUUGCCUAGAAUCAGUGUGGAAUGCACACGAUGAUGCAAUCAAUGCUAUAGUAUUGUCGAAUGAUGCGCAUGUUUAUACAGGUUCCGCAGACAGAAUGAUCAAAGUGUGGAAGAAAAACGAAGGAGACAAGAAGCAUUUACAAGUGGCUACACUAGAAAAACACAAAUCAGCAGUGAAUGCUUUGGCUCUAACAACCGAUGGCAUCAUUCUAUACUCCGGUGCCGCCAGUGGUGGAUCGAUAAUUGUGUGGGAAAAAACCGACAGCGACAGCCGCCAUAUGGCAGCGGCCGGGGCUCUAAAAGGUCACAACAAAUCCAUCUUGUGCUUGACUAUUGUUUCAGAUUUGUUGUGCAGUGGAUCAGCUGAUAAAACAGUUAGAAUUUGGAGGAGAGGAAUUGGAAAAAAUCAUUCUUGUUUGGCAGUUUUUGAAGGACACAAAGGUCCAGUCAAGUGCUUGGCUGCGGCUGUAGACAAUAAUCAUAGUGGGGAUACUACUGGUUCUGGAACUUCUUAUUCAGUUUACAGUGGAAGUUUGGAUUUUGAUGUAAAAAUUUGGCAAAUUUGGGUCCCCUCUGGGAUGUUUCUUCAGACAAUCUAG
Messenger RNA from Fraxinus pennsylvanica, 1269 nucleotides. NCBI's taxonomy places the organism in Eukaryota, Viridiplantae, Streptophyta, Magnoliopsida, Lamiales, Oleaceae. The record is from the annotation of a GenBank genome assembly.